Molecule: messenger RNA, 1132 nt
Organism: Trichogramma pretiosum
Lineage: Eukaryota; Metazoa; Arthropoda; Insecta; Hymenoptera; Trichogrammatidae
Gene: eca
Product: transmembrane emp24 domain-containing protein eca
Exons: 4
Coding region: 175-825 (216 amino acids)
Biological process (GO): endoplasmic reticulum to Golgi vesicle-mediated transport; Golgi organization; intracellular protein transport
Cellular component (GO): endoplasmic reticulum-Golgi intermediate compartment; Golgi apparatus; endoplasmic reticulum
Source: RefSeq, a predicted model, not a curated record
AUUAUCGGCCGUAUUCAGCUGUCGCGGUACUGCUUGCCGAAAUUAGGUGACGUGUGCCGUUGUAUAUGUGUUUUUUUCGCACUCACCGGGCUGUUAGAGACGCAGACAUUGUGCGAAGCGCUUUGCACAGUUCUUUUAGUUUAGGGCCCUAGUGUUAGUAAAAAUUUUGCAAAAAUGUGGAAGGUGCUACAGCAUUUCGUUGCACUUUGUGUAAUAAUCCACUCGACGUCGGCUCUGUACUUUCACAUAAGCGAAUCCGAGAGAAAAUGUUUCAUCGAGGAGAUUCCAGAUGAAACAACUGUUAUAGUUAACUACAAAGUAGAGCUGUACGAUCCAAGAAGCCAAGGUUUCAUGCCCAGCAGCCCUGGCAUUGGUAUGCACGUUGAGGUCAGAGAUCCUGAUGACAAGGUCGUACUGUCCAGAGUUUACAGCUCUGAAGGUAUGAUUUCCUUUACCUCGCAUACUCCUGGAGAACAUGUAAUUUGUUUGUAUUCAAAUAGUACUGCAUGGUUCAGUGGCGGACAGCUGAGGGUACAUUUGGAUAUUCAAGUUGGAGAACAAGCUAUUGACUACGCUAAUGUUGCUCAAAAAGAAAAGCUCACAGAACUUCAACUGAGAAUUAAGCAACUCAUGGAUCAAGUUGUACAAAUUACCAAGGAGCAAAGUUAUCAAAGAUACCGUGAAGAAAGAUUCAGACAAACAUCCGAGAGUACAAACAAAAGGGUACUCUGGUGGUCUGUUGCACAAACUGUUAUUCUAGUAGGCAUGGGAAUUGGACAGAUGCGUCAUCUGAAGAAAUUCUUUGAAGCAAAGAAAUUAGUAUAAGCAUCAAAAUUCAUAUGUGAUAGUCGAAAAUUGCAUGAAUCAAGAUUGUAUUUGUUGUAUAGUGGACAAUGAUCUAUUUGAAAUGAAAAGUUGAUACUUCAAGUUUUUUUUUAGGUAAAUGAUAAACUGAAAAAUUUCCGUUGUUUUCUGUUAAUAUUUUAAUUUUCUACAGUGAAAGAGACUCCUACAUUCACACUUAUAACUGAUAAUAUUCAUCUGUAAAUUCAAUGUUCAUACAAAACUUGUAUUUUAUACCAUAAAUGUAAUUACAAUUAUAUAUAAAAAACAGUUAUUAUUUAAAAUUCAA